AUGAAAGGCCUAGAUGGUAACAAAGGGCUUGUAUAUGUUGGCACUGGGUAUGUUUUCAAUAGGCAAACAUUAUAUGGUUAUGAUCCACCUGUGUCUGAGAAGUGGCCUAGGAAAAAGUCAAAGGCUAAGAAAAGGAUUCAAGGCUAUGUUUGGCCUUAUGGUGGUCUCACUGAGGGAACUAACCCCGGUUCUCUUAUAAAAGAAGUCAUUUAUGUUAUUAGUUGUAGAUAUGAAGAGAAAACUAAAUGGGACAAAGAGAUUGGAUGGAUUUACGGUUCAGUUACAGAAGAUAUUUUGACAGGUUCAAGAUGCAUUGUAGAGGAUGGAGAAUGGUAUAGCAUUGAUGACUGGUGGCGCAAUGAGCAAUUCUGGGUCAUUGGUGGUGUCUCAGCAAAUCAUUUUGCAGUCUUCCGAGGUCUUUUCAAGGUCCUUGUUGGUGUUGACACAAACUUCACUGUAACGACAAAAGUUGCUGAUGAUGCAGAGUUUGGAAAGCUCUACCUCUUCAAAUGGACGACCCUUCUCAUUCCACCAAUCACUCUGAUAAUCCAAAUAUGGUAG
Molecule: messenger RNA, 561 nt
Organism: Fraxinus pennsylvanica
Lineage: Eukaryota; Viridiplantae; Streptophyta; Magnoliopsida; Lamiales; Oleaceae
Source: the annotation of a GenBank genome assembly